ACACGCCGAAAAUGACAGAGAGAGGAAGUGGAAUAACGAUCCAUAAAAUAAUAAUUAUAAUAAAAUAGCAGUUCCUCGCCUGCUCCACAGUUAUAGGGUUCAUUCCUUCUUCUCCUAGAUCACCAAUCUCGUCCAGAAUCGGAAGAACAAAAUGGGGGUGGGAAUAUCAUUUCUCAUAGCGGUGAAAGCAACAACGCUUUUUCUAUUCUUCGUUUACCUGAAGAACCUCGGUUUCACUCUCUUCUCCCUCCCUUUUCUAUACGCUUCGCUCAUCUCAUUCUUGGUCUCAAUCGCCUCUCACCCUUCCAUCGACCUUCCCAUGCUUCUGGGAAAAACCACCGAUGGAGCUUUCCCACUUUUUUCACUGAUAUUUUUCGGCCCUUACAUCUACUUCGUUCGCGUUUUCUCCAAGCUCCGAAGACUUCGAAGCGGAGAACCUCCUUACACACAGGUUCACGACUAUCUCUAUGUCGGUGGCUGGCCAUCCUCGCCUCACAUGCUGCCACCUGGCGACCCUGCCAUUAUUGAUUGCACGUGCGAGUUCCCGCGUGUCAAGGACUUCACUGCGGGCUUGCCCUACCGCUGCAUUCCGACGUGGGACACGAGGUCGCCUCAACCUGCUGAUAUCGAAUCCGCAAUUAAGUGGGCCUCUCGACAGAGAGACCUCAACAGGCCCAUUUUCGUUCACUGUGCUUAUGGUCAUGGAAGAAGUGUAGCAGUUAUGUGUGCACUGUUAGUAGCACUAGGCAUCACCGAGGAUUGGAAGACUGCUGAGAAGCUGAUCAAGCAAAAACGACCUUACAUUCGAAUGAAUGCUCUCCAUCGCAAGGCCCUUGAAGAAUGGUCCAGACACCGGUUGUCUGCGCCGAAGAAGUAGAUUAGACGUACAUGAGCGUGGGUUCCUCCUGUUAAUCUGAUUCUUUCGAUAAUUUUAUAGUAUCAUUGUUUUCCUUACAGUUGCAAACGAAGAAAGACUUUAGAAACGUAGAUUCUCCUCGUGCCAUUACUUUCUUAGCGUUCUUGUUACUGAACCCAAGAUCUAAUAUUUGGUUCUAAUUCAUGGUUGCCAAUUAUUCUGUUGUCAGCUUCUUCUGCUUUGGUCAUGUUGAAGCUGAUGCGCGGAAUAGUGGGAUUACAUAUCGUGAGAAGCUGUAACAUCAUCAAUAGACAUCAUUUCAUUGUGUGAUGUCCCAUGA
Vigna umbellata (rice bean) is the source of this 1196-nucleotide messenger RNA. RefSeq lists its product as uncharacterized. Gene Ontology annotation, biological process: protein dephosphorylation. NCBI's taxonomy places the organism in Eukaryota, Viridiplantae, Streptophyta, Magnoliopsida, Fabales, Fabaceae. The record is from RefSeq and is a predicted model, not a curated record.